AUGAACUUCGAGGAUAUCGAUGAUAUCGAGGACAUUGCAGACAUGAGGACAUUGAGGACAUUGAGGACAUCCAGAAUGAACAUCCAGAAAUAUCAAGGCGAUACAUUCGAAGACGGGAGUGUGGAUGGCGCUAUUGAUUGCACCCACAUUAGUAUUAACGGCAUCCAGAUUCAACAACAGGAAGAAAUGUACCGGAAUAGAAAAGGAUAUUUUUCAAUUGAAUGUUCAGCUGUCGUGGGUCCUUGUAUGGAAUUUUUGGAUAUCGUACCAGAGUGGCCUGGCAGUGCUCAUGAUAGCAGAAUUUUCCGUACAUCCCGAUUACACAUGCGAUGUGACGGGAGAAUAGAUGGAAUCCUUGUCGGGGAUGGUGGAUAUCCAUGUCUGCCUUUUCUUAUGACACCCCUGCGGAAUCCCCAGACUGAAGAAAGAAUUCUGUACAAUGAAAUCCAGAUCAGGACCCGACAAAUAGUAGAGAGAACAUUCGGUGUUUGGAAGCCGUUUCCAUGUCUGUCAAGGGGUUUACAAACGAAGUUAGUAUGUUCCACAACAACGGUAGUUGCAUGUGCUGUGUUGCACAAUUUAGCCCUCAUUUUCAAUGACACUCUUGUUCAAGAAGAUGAAAUUGAAAUCGAAAAUGAUACAUGGACAUGGAAAAUGAUAAUGGCGUUGAUGGAUUUGCUACACGUGAAGCACUCAUUGCCCGUAUGUUUAAAUUAA
This is a messenger RNA of Osmia bicornis bicornis, 717 nucleotides long. Its product is annotated as putative nuclease HARBI1. NCBI's taxonomy places the organism in Eukaryota, Metazoa, Arthropoda, Insecta, Hymenoptera, Megachilidae. The record is from RefSeq and is a predicted model, not a curated record.